GUUUCCCGGAAUUCGUCUCAAAGGAGUUGAUAGCAUGAGUCGGUUGAAGUGAUUGGUUCGGAUAGACUAUCUGCGGGAAAUCCAGAACACAGCCAAGUCUCGGUCAGUUCUGAUUCGCUCUUCGACUUGGAGGAACGGGAGGGAAUAACACGAUAAGACAGUCACAAACCGCGUUCGGAGACGUAGGGAAGAUGUGCGAUUCCGAUGAUGAUGUCGUGCUCUCUCCCGAAGCACUGAAAGCUCUCGGUGAAUUCUAUAAGGAAAAAGAAGAGAUACAAAUCGAAGAGGAUUGGCAAUUGAGCCAAUUCUGGUACACGGACGAAACCGCGAAAGCUCUCGCAAAUAUUGCGCGGUCUCAAGGAACUCGAAUCUGUUGCGUAUCGUCACCGACCGCAUUCCGAGAGCUCCAGUCGACGCGUUCACCUGACGAGAAGCUGACUUUGCUGGAGUUCGAUCGCAGAUUCGGCGACCUGUACGGUGAGAACUUCGUCUUUUACGACUACAAGUCACCCGAGGACCUUCCUAAGGAGCUUGAGGGGGCUUUCGAUGUCGUGCUGGCUGACCCUCCUUUCCUCGCAGAAGAAUGUUUAGAGAAAGUCGCUAAGACCAUCACUUUUCUUACAAAGAAAAGCAUCAUACUCUGCACAGGAAUUGUGAUGAAAUCUUCAGUAGAAAGGAUCCUUGGACUUUCAGAGACAGCGUUUCAGCCUCAGCACGCGCGCAAAUUAGGUAACCAAUUCGGCUGUUUCACGAAUUUUCCUUUGAAUAAAACUUGA
Molecule: messenger RNA, 776 nt
Organism: Galendromus occidentalis (western predatory mite)
Lineage: Eukaryota; Metazoa; Arthropoda; Arachnida; Mesostigmata; Phytoseiidae
Product: EEF1A lysine methyltransferase 1
Exons: 5
Coding region: 192-776 (194 amino acids)
Biological process (GO): methylation
Molecular function (GO): protein-lysine N-methyltransferase activity; nucleic acid binding
Source: RefSeq, a predicted model, not a curated record